Hypoxylon fragiforme is the source of this 1462-nucleotide messenger RNA. RefSeq names its product PH domain-like protein. The record is from RefSeq and is a predicted model, not a curated record. The coding region runs from base 244 to 1137 and encodes 297 amino acids. Gene Ontology annotation, molecular function: mRNA binding; enzyme activator activity. The transcript has a single exon. Gene Ontology annotation, cellular component: P-body. Lineage: Eukaryota; Fungi; Ascomycota; Sordariomycetes; Xylariales; Hypoxylaceae. Gene Ontology annotation, biological process: deadenylation-independent decapping of nuclear-transcribed mRNA; deadenylation-dependent decapping of nuclear-transcribed mRNA; positive regulation of catalytic activity.
UUUUAAUUUGUCGGCGCAAAGUACCGACCUUAUGUAGCUUCCCUUAUUCAAAACAUCAUCAUCAUUUGAAACCCAACCUUCUAUUCCUUUUUUAACUUACCCUCCCUCCCUUCCCACCUUGUAGCUUAUUGUCAACGUAUCAAAGAACAAUAGAGGGAUUUAUUGAUUAAUUGUUACGACAAUAAGAAACAAAGAAAAAGGGAGGAAAAAAAAGAAAAGAAAAGACCAACUAACCGGACUACAAUGUCUCAGACAACACCCCGCAAACAACAGCACCGAAACCAGCAGCAGCAGCCUUAUUCGCGCUCUCCUCAUUCCCAUGCGCAACACGCCUACUCCAACUCGCAAUCCCAUUCCGAUCAGUACCAUCAAUUGCGUCAAACCCACUCCCGCAACCGAUCGCAGCAGCUCCGGGCCCAGGCCGCCGAGCAGCUCCAACUCGCCAACAACUCAGCCGCGUCCGACUACGAGUCCGACACCGUGCGGUACAUGGCCUCGCACCCGCCUCCCCCGCCCGCCUCCCUGGCCACGCGCACCAACACCGACCUUAACCUCAAGGUCCUGCGCCGCUACCGCCCCGGCAUAACCAGCAUCCUCUCCAUCGCCGCCAACGCCGUUGUCUACGUCUUCACCCCGCCCGCCAAGUGGGACAAGUCCAACCUCGAGGGCACCCUGUUCAUCUGCGCACAAGGCGGCGACGAUGACUACCAAGAAAGCGAAAAGGGCAGCGGGGCAGCUAACGGAUGCCUGUUCGUCCUCAACCGCAAGGGUCUGCAGAACCUGAUCCUCGAUCUAAGCAAAGUCUGCGACUUUGAGCUCUCUAACGGCCUGCUCAUCUUCAAGCUCGACGCGGACGGCGCCGUCGCCCUGCCCAUGGAGAACAGCGAGUCCGUCAACCCCAACGUCCUGGGAAUGUGGAUCUAUGCCGAGGACGAGCAGGACAGACGCACUAGCACCGCGCUUAUCCAUGAGAUGUGGUCCAAGGCCCGCGCCGCGCGGCAGGAGAGGGAAGGCGCUUCGGCUGACCCAUCUUCGACGAGUACAUCGCCAAGUGAUGGCGCGGAGCUCACUUUGACGCAAAGGACGGGUCGCAAGGUUAGCUUGAACGAGCUAUUUGGCCGAAAGAACGGCUCCUGAGAGGAUAGGGAUGGUGAUACGGUACAUAAUGUCAGUGGCAGGGAUUGGCGAGAAAGGAGGGCUUAUGAGCUGAGCUAGUUCCUCGAAAAGAAAAGAAAAGAGACACGAAAAAGAGUGAUACGGAUGGUAGGUUACGUCUGGGUUGGCGUUUUUUUACAAAUAAAAAAGAUACCCGAGAUCGGCAUUGUUAUUAAAAGAAUCAAAAAGGGUGUUUAUCUUUGCCAUAGGCUUUUGGCCCUCCUUCAUUUCUACCUACCCCCUUUUUUUCGUAUUUGGGUCUUGCUUGUGCUCGGUCCAUACAUAUGCCAGACUACCUUUCUUCUUG